Cyanidioschyzon merolae strain 10D is the source of this 3375-nucleotide messenger RNA. RefSeq names its product similar to COPII coated vesicle component Sec24. The record is from RefSeq and is a predicted model, not a curated record. The transcript has a single exon. Gene Ontology annotation, cellular component: COPII vesicle coat; endoplasmic reticulum exit site. The coding region runs from base 1 to 3375 and encodes 1124 amino acids. Gene Ontology annotation, biological process: COPII-coated vesicle cargo loading; endoplasmic reticulum to Golgi vesicle-mediated transport; intracellular protein transport. Gene Ontology annotation, molecular function: zinc ion binding; SNARE binding. Lineage: Eukaryota; Rhodophyta; Bangiophyceae; Cyanidiales; Cyanidiaceae.
AUGCACGCUCCGCCCGGGCCGCCUUGGCCAAGGCCUCGAGAACCCGGCGCUGGACCCGCAUCGGACACUGUUCAGUCCAAUGAACCGGCAGGAACUAUGGGUGUGCAGCGGGGUGUUCAGAGUCCGACACCUGGUAUGGUACAGGGAGCCCACUACGCGCCAGCGGAGUCUUUCUCGGCAGGGCGUGCUGCGGCGCCAGCUCCCAAUGCGCAGCUAACUGGCCGCCUUCGUCCGGUGUUGGGAGAGCGUAGUCAAGUACUGCAAGCUGCAGUGCAAGGCGCGCAGAGCGCUCUGGGGACCUCGCGACAUCCUGCCGGCGGAGACUGGGGUCCGCAGCCCGCCGUCCCCCGCGGAGCAGGUGUCCCUGGCGGCCAGCAUCCCGGUGCGGCCGUCAUCCAAAGCUCGCUGCCGCAGGCGCAAUCGAUGAGGUGGCCAGUCGCAGGGAAUCCUGGACACCCUGGGGCGUUUCCGCAAGCAGCAAAUGCGCAAGCCAUGGGAUCCAACUCGUAUCAAGUGCGAUCACGAAGCGGUGUAGCUGGAACCGUCCACGGCUGGAUGACAACUGGCGCAGACGCGAGUGCUUUUUCAUCUGUCCCAAGUCAAAGAGACCCAUGGACCGCAAACGGCGGACAACAACCGCUUACGUCACCAGGUCAAUCUACAAGUCCACCGUCGGGUGCCUCCAAGCUCAGCCCGAGCGAUGUUCCACGACCCGCCGGUAUCGACCGAGACUACAUCGAUCGCUCUCGCCCCGUGCUCGUAUGCAGACACGAAUACGGUCGAGGAACGCAAGCGGAGACGCCUUCGUUAUCGCCAUCAUUUCGUGAAGCCGUCGACACCUUCCAGAUUGAUCGAGGCAACGCACGACCACGCUAUGUGCGUUGGACUGUAGGGAGCGUGCCGCGCACUCCGGACUUGGCCCGCUCCAGCGGUAUUCCGCUCGCAGUCUACGUCGCGCCUUUUGCCGACGCUACAGACGAAAAACCCCCACCAGUCAUCGAUACAAGACCGCAUGGACCGGUGCGAUGCUCUCGCUGCCAGGCGUAUCUCAACGUCGGGAUUCGGUAUGUAGACAGCGGCCGUUCUUUUAUCUGUAACCUAUGUCAUCAUCUGAACGCUGUCGACGUCGAUCGUUUCGUACCACUUGAUCCUGUCACUCAGUUGCCUGUCGACUUUGCCAAUCGAUUAGAACUGAGUCACGGCUCCGUCGAGUACAUCGUCCCGGAGGAGGUCUAUGGUCAUCAGGGACGGACCAGUGAACCAGUUUUCGUCUUGGUCGCGGACGCACCAAGCCUCGGUUCCCUGCUGCCCUACGCAGCCUUCCGCGAGCUGCUCGCGGAGAGUCUGGCGCUCCACCGAGCACGACUAGCACUUAUUGUCACGAGCGCUGGCUGCUUGCACCUGUUUCCGAUCCAGCCUUCUGGAUCUGUCCAGGAAAUCAUCCUUCCGGACAUACAGGAACCAUUCUUGCCGGUGCCUCCGACGCAACUUUUGCAGUCACCGGACCUUGAGUACUGGCCAGCCAUCGCUGAAUAUAUCCAGCGCACGGACUGGUACACAACUGCUGAGUCGGAGAGCCCCGGUUCACAUAUCUUUGCCGGUGUGCUUGCUGCAGCGGAGCUGCUCGAGGACCCGUCGAUCGGCGGCGGUAAAAUCCUCGCCAUCUCCAGUGGGUUAUCCCUAGGCCCGCAUCGUGCAGGCUUGGCCCUUCGGAAUCGGUGGCUGGAGCUCGACACUCGCAGCAGCCACCAAAAAUGGAAAUCCAGCAUGGACCGAGAGCGCUGGCUGUUACAACCUGCGAACGACGCUUUUGCGGCAUUAGGCAAGCGUCUCGCAGAUGCCCAAAUCACACUGGAUCUCUUCCUCCACCCGGGCAUGUUCCCGGGUACAGCGACUCCUCGUCCGCUCCCGUAUUUCGAUCUCGCUACACUACGAACGCUCACCGAGCACUGCGGAGGCAAGCUCUUCUAUUACCAACAGGGCCGCGAUGUAGCAGGCCUCCAGCGUGAUCUGAUCCAUGCCAUUCGCGCCGUGCGUGCCCUGGAGGCAGUCCUGCGGGUACGCUGCUCGCCGGGCAUCACCACGGGCGAGCAUCUGGGAAGUUUCCGGCCACCAGGUACCGACAGACCCGAUAUCUACAUACCGGUCAUGAGCACGAGCACCAACCUGUAUGUUGCCAUCCGUCACGAUCUCUCCGAGGGUAUCGUUACGCAUCCGCUUCUGCAUCAGCGUUCUGGCACUGGCGAUGACGCUGAGGCGAGCGCUGCGGAAGCGCAUGCAUCGACUGCGGCAGACAGCGCCGUAUCGCCAUGCGUGUGCGUGCAGGUGGCGGUGCUGUUCACGCAUCCCGGUGAUCGGACACGUCGCGUGCGUGUGCAUACGCUCGCCGCUCCGUGCACCACGCUGCUGGGGCAGCUUUUUCGAACGCUGGAUGUGACGUGUCUGAUGGGGUGGCUCGCACGCAGUGCUGCCGCUCGCGUUCAGGCUGGUGGAUUGCUACCGAAGCUGCGUGAUCACCUCACGGAACAACUUGUGGAUAUGCUUUUUGUGUAUCGCCGGUAUUGUGCAUCACGAUCGAGUCCUGGGCAGCUGAUAUUACCAGAAGCUCUGAAACUGGGACCUAUUUACACACUGGGCCUGCUGAAGAGUGCAGCAUUUCGCGCGGAGCAGGUUGCUCCUGAUGAGCGUGCAUAUCGCUUGCAUCAGUUCAUGGCGAGUUCGCUUUUGUCGAUGCAGGCUGCCAUGCACCCGCUGAUGUUCGAUGCCCUGAACAGCACCGUCCUGGAUCCAAUGGUCGGCACUCCGAUACCUGGUACCGGGGUGGUGUCGCGGGAAGCGACUGGCGUGCCGAGUCCUUCGCUGGUGUCGUGGAACUCGCCCGCAGGCCCCAGAGCGAUAGCCGCUCCGCCAAGUGCUGCAACCAGCGAGACCGACGCUCAGCUCGCAGCGGCUCCCGACGGAGCAGCAAAGCUCCCGCCUCUGCAAGCGCUCACGAGUGAACGUCUCGGGCCAGACAGCGCGUGGCUGCUGCUCGAUGGUUGGCAUUGCUUGCUCUGGAUUGGUGAAUUCGUGAACCCCGACCAGCAACAGUCCGUGCCGGGUGUGUACGCGGGCCUUGCCGGUCUGCCGGUGCCAGUUAUGGAACGACUCUAUGCUCUGUUUCCCGGUCUGUUGUCACCGGAUAUGGUCAGUCAGCGUUCGCCAGCUGAGCAGACUUUUAUGCAACUGCUUAUUGAGGACCGCAUGAGCUACGCACCAAGCUAUAUCGAGUACUUGGUGACGUUGCACAAGCUCGUUCAACGGAAACUCGCCUCAAACGAAGCCGAGAAACAGCAUCGAAUGCUGGGAGAAUGGGAGUGGGCGCACACCUACUAG